This is a messenger RNA of Nerophis lumbriciformis (worm pipefish), 2462 nucleotides long. It is a transcript of the gene f13a1b, whose product is annotated as coagulation factor XIII, A1 polypeptide b. NCBI's taxonomy places the organism in Eukaryota, Metazoa, Chordata, Actinopteri, Syngnathiformes, Syngnathidae. Gene Ontology annotation, biological process: peptide cross-linking; blood coagulation, fibrin clot formation. Gene Ontology annotation, molecular function: protein-glutamine gamma-glutamyltransferase activity. The record is from RefSeq and is a predicted model, not a curated record.
AGAAGCAGCUGAGCGGGGGGGACGAAAGCGUUCCGUCUUUCUUAGAGGUGUGUCUUCACUUGGAGACCCUUUACAAAGUUCUUGAACUGUCACCAGCAUGUCUGAUCAAUCUGCCACCACAACCAACCCCUCUACCGCCCCAUCUGCACCUACCAAUCCCGAUGUCAAGGUGAGCAACCGUGGCCGCACCUCUGCUCCCAUUGCCAACACCAACUCGGCUGAAUAUGACAUCCCCGAGUUUGAGCUCUUUGGCGCGGUCGGACCAAGAGGACUUCCACCUAUGACUGAGUUCCUAGACGUCUGGGAUGUGGACAUGAUGAGGAAACGAGACGAGACCAACAAGGUUCUCCACCACACAGCCAUGUACCACUCUGAAUAUCUUAUCGUGCGCAGAGCACAAGAGUUCCAGAUCAAAAUCACCUUUAACCGUCCCUACGAUGCAAACAAGGACAAGAUUGCUGUGGAGUUUGUCAUCGGUGCCAGUCCUCAGUACAGCAAGAACACCUACAUCCCCGUUUUCCCCACUGAAGAGCGCCGGAGUCCUUGGCAGGGGCGCAUCAUCCAGACCUCUGACAACAUGCUCAUUAUGGGUAUCAUACCCACCGCCACCUGCAUUGUGGGCAAGUACCACAUGUACGUUGCUGUGGUGACCCCCUUCGGCAUCCGCAGGACCAAGCGGGAUAAAAGCCGCGAUGUCUACGUCCUCUUUAACCCCUGGGCAGCCGCUGAUGCCGUGUUUCUGGAUGAUGACACCGAGAGGGAGGAGUGCGUGAUGACCGAGACGGGAAUCAUCUACCAUGGCUCCCAUGAUGACGUUGCUGAGAGGCACUGGAACUAUGGACAGUUUAACUAUGGCGUCCUCGAUGCGUGCCUAUACAUCCUGGACAGGUCUGAGAUGCCCAUUGCCAACCGAGGAGAUCCCAUCAAGGUGGCCAGAAAGGCAUCUGCCAUGCUGGACAAUCGGGACGAUGGCGGUGUGCUGGUUGGGAACUGGAGUGGCAACUACACUUACGGGGUAGCGCCCACUGCCUGGACGGGCAGCACAGAGAUCCUCCUCACCUACGCAAACAGAAAGAUUCCAGUCUGCUACGCUCAGUGCUGGGUCUACGCCGGCGUCUUUAACAGCUUCCUGCGCUGCCUGGGAAUUCCAUCUCGAGUCGUCACCAACUUUGUCUCCGCCCAUGACAACGAUGGAAACCUGAAGACGGAUGUCAUCCUGGAUGACAACGGUCGCAUGGAUCGCAGCCGCACUCGGGACUCCAUCUGGAACUAUCACUGCUGGACUGAGUCCUACAUGUCCAGACCGGACCUCCCCGCCGGCUUUGGAGGUUGGCAGGUUGUGGAUGCAACACCGCAGGAGACCAGUGAUGGCAUGUACAGAUGCGGCCCAGCAUCAGUCCACGCCAUCAAACACGGUUACAUCUGCUACCCCUUUGACGCGCCCUUUGUAUUUGCUGAGGUGAACAGUGACAUGGUGUUUUAUUCCCGGAGGAGAGACGGAACCAUGGAAACAGUCAAGGUGAAUCGCUCCCAUGUCGGCCGCUUGGUUUUGACAAAAGCAGCCGGCACGCAGGACCGCCGUGACAUCACUGAGCAGUACAAGUUUCCUGAAGGCAGCGCUGAAGAACGCACGGUUCUGGAGAAAGCAGAGAUGUACAGCUGCCUAAGAGAGACGUCCAACCCUCCAAUUGCGGAUGUUGACCUUCUUCUGUCCAACUUGGAGGUCAGCCUGGGCAACGACUUCCAGUUGAGUCUGGAGUUUGUUAAUCGCAGCAACCAUCGGCGCACCGUGGAGGCCUAUAUCAGUGGCAGCGUGAUCUACUACACUGGCGUCACCAGCUCCGAGUUCUUGUUCACCACCCCCACCAUCAAGAUUGGGUCGGGCCAAAGUGUGAAGGAGUCUGUGAGCGUGGAGGCCAAGCAGUACAUGAAGCUGCUGGUGGAGCAGUCCAACUUGCACUUCAUCGUCACAGGGAAGGUCACUGAGACAGGCCACAUUGUCACCGCCAUGAAAGUCGUUCGUCUGCAUAAUCCCGUACUCAGCGUCAAGGUGUCAGGCCCCGCUGUGGUGAACGAGGAGAUGAUGGUAGUCGUGGAGUUUACCAACCCCUUCACCACCAGCCUUGAGGAUGUCAACAUUCGCAUGGAAGGAUCUGGAAUCAUGAUGCCUACGUCAAAGCACUACAGGCUCAUUACAGGAGGCUCCUCCAUCACUUGGAGCGAGUUCUUCAGCCCGCAGAGGGCGGGCACCAGCCGGCUGAUCGCCACCCUGGACUGUCCCACUCUCAGGCAGGUGCACGGGGAGGCCACGCUCACUGUGGAAGCCUGAGGAUGGACGUUCAAGCUGGGAAGUUGACUGCUUUAUCUGCAAGUUACAUUAAAACAAAUAAAAAAUGCAGUUUAAAUGCUUUAAUGCCACUUUGACAAUCCUCCAAUCUCAGCCAAAUAAAGGAUUGAAAGAC